Molecule: messenger RNA, 732 nt
Organism: Papaver somniferum (opium poppy)
Lineage: Eukaryota; Viridiplantae; Streptophyta; Magnoliopsida; Ranunculales; Papaveraceae
Product: vicilin-like
Exons: 2
Coding region: 1-732 (243 amino acids)
Source: RefSeq, a predicted model, not a curated record
AUGGCGAUGAUGAAAAUCAAAAGCUAUACUUUGAUUCUCUUCUCAUUAAUCUCUAUAUUUCUUCUGUCUGCAACUCUUUCUUUGUGUCAUCAUGAUCAUAAUUUAAGGCAAUGUAGAGAGCGUUGUGAACAGAAACAAAAAUACCAACAACAGCGUUGCCUUAGAGAUUGUCAAGAAAAGUAUGGAGGAAUAGGAUGGGAAUCAACAGAAGAAGAAACAGAAAGAAGUCAUGAACAUAACAAACGUCGGGAAGAAGAGCAACAACAACAGAAUAAUCCUUAUUUCUUCGAUGAAGAAAGUUUUAAGGAAUGGUUUAGAACACAAGAUGGGUAUUUCAGUGUUUCACAAAAGUUUUCCGAAAAAUCAAAGCUACUUCGAACGUUUGAUAAUUAUCGUUUAUCUUUCUUUGAAGCUAAUCCUCAUACUUUCCUAGUCCCUAGCCACAUUGAUGCCGAGUAUAUCUUUUAUGUUGUGAAAGGGAAAGGAACAAUAAGUUUGGUGAAUCAAGAAAGUAGAGAGACAUACAAUCUCGAACCUGGAGACGUAUUGAGGGUUCCAGCAGGGACCAUACUCAAUGUAAUAAAUAGGGACAACGAACAGAAGCUUCAGUUUGCUGAAAUUGCCCAAUCCAUCUCCAUUCCAGGCAAACCCAGGGUAAGCCUUCGAUCUUCAUUUCCAUGCUUAUCUUUUAUGGUUCUGAUAUCUGGUGAAAAAAAAUAUGGUAAUAGCUAG